GUUAUCUUUUUUAAAUAGGAAUUUCAUCAAAUACUCAUAUAUAUCUUUCAUGUUUAAUUUUUCUUUUGUUUCUUCUUGGUUUUAGAUUUCAUGUUUACUGGCUAGGGUUGAAAACACAAAUUCAGAGAAUUGUGACAUUGUUAAUUUUUAAUCACAUCCUCUGUAAGACAGACGUUGGGCGCUCCACUAUUUAGAUGUAGACGUUCUUUGUUUUGUUGAAUUUAGUUUAUCAAGACGUUAAGAGCAAAAUCGUUAAUUUACAGUUGAACGAUAUCUCGUGGUUCACAAAAUUGUUAAUUUUUAAUGAUAUCUUUUGUAUGACAGAUGUUGGGCCGACCACCCGCUGUCUUAUUGUAUCUAGUUUAUUGAGAUUCCAAUAGCGAUAUCUUUAGUUUUAGCUUCUCUUUCGAAGCAGUAACUUCCGUAUUUUUUAUCUUGCUAUAUAGGACCUCUUUAGCCGGAUUACACAAAACGUUGUUUAGUCCUAUUCGCCGUCUGUACUCGAAUUUCGCAAGCUCUUGCGAAGGAUCUGAAAGGUGCCUCACAUACGGAUGAUGAAUUCAAAUCUUGCUUGGAAAUUCUGAAUAAGUGGCCCUACGCGGAAAGCGGCUACUAUUGGAUGAAUAUUGGGAAUAGAAAUGCACAAGUCUACUGUGAUAUGAAAAAAUAUGGUGGUGGAUGGACCUUAGUUGUGAGUAUCAGCUCACAGAAUAACGAUCACCUUCAAAGCGCACCCAAUAACUGCCUCAACUCUUCGCUGUGUGUUCCCUUUACUGACCAGGGCCAGGGUAGAAAACUGAGCGACAGCGACAUACACGAGCUAGCAAGGACAGAGGGAACCUUUAGGGUCGAUGUGCUACGAAGUGAUGGAAUUCUCUUGCAUACAGUAUUUUAUCAGAUACCCAGUGGGUCAAACAGAUUCAACUCAGGAUGCCAUAAGGGAAAGUAA
Molecule: messenger RNA, 949 nt
Organism: Stylophora pistillata
Lineage: Eukaryota; Metazoa; Cnidaria; Anthozoa; Scleractinia; Pocilloporidae
Molecular function (GO): oligosaccharide binding
Source: RefSeq, a predicted model, not a curated record